GCAGUGAUGUGGUGGGUGCACCACUUAGCCGAGGAGAAGAGGCAACAGCUCCGAAAGCAGAACGUCACGGUUCCGUUGCUGCCAGAGAGUCCCAAGCUUCACUGUGGGUCAAACGCAGCGGACGGCGUCAUGCUCGGCACAGAUACGAAUGGCGAUGCUGUUGUGGACGAGGAGGCCCAUGUCUGCGCCAAGGUGAAUGAGGCCAACUCCUGCGACUGGUGCCACUCCACGCAAGCUGACCAUGACAAGGGCCUUCCGGGCACGACGCCCCCCGAUGCGCUGAAGAAGUUCACUGGGCCGGACGAUGGCAAUCCUCAAGGCUGGAACAGGACGCGGCGAUGCGAUCAGGACCAGAUACCUCGAUGCCAGCUCUGUGAGGGUGUUGGUGGCAUGGCAUUUGGCGAUGCGAAUGACGACCUUGUCAUCACGCCUUGCAAGCCCAUCGCGAACGCCAGCCAGGUGGACCCCAAAACGGUUGCGAAGCCGUUAUAUCCCAAGAAGUUCACCAUCAGACGAAAGGAUGGCAAGCAGGGUGGCUACUCAGACACCCUCAUAGGCUGGAAAACUGACCCCUUUUGCUUCGGAUUCUUCCCGCAGAAUGACUCCACGAAGCCAAUGUGCUACAGAAGCGAGGACGCUUUUGUCAAGUACUAUGACAUUGAGCGGGAAGCACAACGUGCAGAGUAUACCAUCCACAACGGAGGGCUGUUCUCAGCUUUUCCGAACAUCACAUCUGUCAUCUUACAUGUCAACGACCAGAUGUGGAUCCAGAACGACUUGUGGGGCAUCAAGCAGUGCAUUUGUGCGAAUCCCUCUGGGAACCACUGCACCAAGCCACCAUGCAAAGCAUACGUUCAGCACUGGGACACCUUUGCGAACGCACAGUAUCUCGGCCGCGAGCGCAUCGGGGCG
Molecule: messenger RNA, 912 nt
Organism: Symbiodinium pilosum
Lineage: Eukaryota; Dinophyceae; Suessiales; Symbiodiniaceae
Source: the annotation of a GenBank genome assembly